AUGCCCCUUCAACGAAAGCAGUUACACAAAGAAGGCCAGCAGGGUAAUGCAGAAUCAAUAAAAUUUGAUUUGGUGCUCUUAAUCCACAGCAUCUACUACGUUGAUUUCGAAGAAGCUUUAGUUCACUGUUUUAAGAAAGAAUUACACGACAAUGGAAUCUUCGUCUGUAUCCUGCCAGGGCAUUAUCUCAUGUACUCGAUUAAUCUAAAGCAGAACUGUCAGUGGCAUGGAAAGCAAAACAAGAGAGGAAUAUACGACACAGCCGAGAAAAUCACCAGCGCUGCGUACGAAAACGGCUGCAAGUAUGAUUUACACACGCAAGAAUAUCCUAUCGCAGUCACUGAAGUAUUUGAUGAGAAAUCAACCGAUGGGAAUCUGCUUCUUGAUUUCUUGACGCGCACUAGCCUACGUGUAGCCGUACCCUCCCCCGAUGGUGAAACGGAAGCGAGGGAACUAAUUAAAAGUCUUUAUAUAUUUUCUUGCAAAAGAGUGACGUCACGGAACACGAUUAGUGACAGGUUUACGCAUACUGGUAAUUUUCGCGAGACGGCAGACAGACAGCUUGUGAAGGAAACCCUGGAAUUGAUUGAAGAUCUUACCACUAUCGAUAAUGGGAGACGUCUCGACCAGCCUAGGUGA
Pocillopora damicornis (cauliflower coral) is the source of this 639-nucleotide messenger RNA. RefSeq lists its product as uncharacterized. The record is from RefSeq and is a predicted model, not a curated record. Lineage: Eukaryota; Metazoa; Cnidaria; Anthozoa; Scleractinia; Pocilloporidae.